Messenger RNA from Scylla paramamosain (green mud crab), 2336 nucleotides. RefSeq names its product pancreatic triacylglycerol lipase-like. Gene Ontology annotation, biological process: lipid catabolic process. Lineage: Eukaryota; Metazoa; Arthropoda; Malacostraca; Decapoda; Portunidae. The record is from RefSeq and is a predicted model, not a curated record. Gene Ontology annotation, molecular function: protein binding; lipase activity.
GAACCGAGGGAAGGAAAAAGUGGAGCGAGAGAAUAAAGAAAGAAAAGAAUUGAGAAAAUGAGAGAAUUAAGUGAGGUGAAUGUGUCAAUGACGGAGUUAGAGUGAAAUAGAAGAAAUGCAUGAGGGGAAAGGGAAGGUCUGAAGGAGGAACUCACAGGACAAAACAAACAAAGGAGAGAAAGGAGAGGACCUAAAGGAGGCAAGACAACAAGAAAAAGGAACAGAAGGCGGCACUCACAAUGAGCUCCCUGGCACUCACCACGACGCUGCAAAGCCUCCUCACACUAGUGCCAAGACUCCUGCUGCCUUCUGAGCUGCAGGCAGAACGUAGAUUAAGUGAAGAAGUUGGGGGAACACAGCGCCUAACUGCUGCUCUCCAGGAUUCCAACGUAACGAAUUCUCUGACGACACGCUGCUAUGGGGUGUACGGGUGCUUCAGUCUGGGCCCUCCCUUCUUUUCUAUGGCGCGUCCUAUCAAUGCCUUCCCCAUGCAGCCACACGAUCUGGAGCCAACCCUCUGCCUCUACACCAGGGACAUUCCAGGGCACUGUCAGAGGCUUUCCAUCUUCAGUGCUAGAGCCGUCACGAAUACAAACUUCCGGCCCGGCGCAGAAGUAAAGAUGCUGACUCAUGGAUACUUGGAGCACGGCGAGAAACGGUGGCUCAAGAAAAUGGUGGAGGAAUACUUGGCGUGGGGGGACGUGAACGUGGUGGUGGUGGGCUGGGUCAGCGCCUCGGGGCCGCCCUACACCCAGGCAGUGGCCAACGUUCGUCUCCUCGGGGCAAUGCUGGGGCGCUUCCUCCUCAAUCUGCAGGAUGAGAUGGGGGUCCCUGCCUCUCGGGUUCACAUCGUGGGCCACAGCCUCGGGGCCCACAUGGCAGGGUACGUGGGCCAGUACCUGCAGACCCACGGCGCAACACUCGGCCACAUCACAGGACUAGACCCCGCCGAGCCUUACUUCGAAGGAACUGACCCCGUGGUACGACUAGACCCAUCAGACGCUGCCCUAGUCACUGUCAUUCACACCGACGCCGGACCAAUACUGACGGGAGGUCUGGGUAUGCUUCAGCCUUCAGGACACUACGACUUCUACCCCAACGGUGGGAUUACCAUGCCGGGCUGCGGGGCUCACCUGGGGGAGUCCCUCGCUAAGGAGCAGGGCAACAUUCCUUACGGAAUUCGUCGCUUCAUAGGAUGCAACCACAUCCGAUCCUACGAGUACUUCACGGAGUCCAUCAACUCGGCGUGCCCUUUCGUAGGGAUCGAGUGCCCCUCCUGGGAGAGUUAUCAGCUGGGGGCGUGCUGGUCCUGCGAGGGGUCCGCGGGGCAGGGGGGCAGUAGUGGUGGGGGCAGUGGUGGAGGCGGCGGCGGUGGUGGUGGUGGUGCUGGUGGGAGAAGAUACACAAUGAUCUUCAAGGUGGAGGAACAGGAGAUGAUGCUGAGAGAAUGGCAGACAUUGGGAGAAGAAAAGGAGGAGAAAGAACACGGGAAGGAAGGAGAGAAGGCGAAAGGGAAGGCACUGGAGGGCACCCUUACACCUUCGUCACGCCACUGUACCACCACCCACCACCACCGCCACCAUCACCCACCACCACCACCACCACCACCUCGCUCUGCACCCGCCCGUAAGAUGGACAGGGGAAGCAGCAGCAGGAAGAUGUACCUUAUCACUGCUGCGGACUCCCCUUUCUGCUUGUUCCACCACCGAGUCAGCUUGGUAAUGUCAUACACCAAGGAGGCUGAGACACACGGGGGGGACAUCGGCAUCUUCCACAUCACACUGGUGGGGGACUCCGGGACCUCUGGCCGCCUGCAGCUCAACCCAGAUGACACAUCCUCUUCCACGUGGCUUGUUCUAGAGAGGUGUUCUUUGAGCCGGGGGCAGGUGUACACGUUCAUGGUGGGCACGCAGGACCUGGGGCCGCUGCGCUACGCCACCCUGGAAUGGAACUACGUCACCGCCUACUACAGCCCACUCAGCUGGCGCCUCCUCUCCCACCCCGUCGUGUUCGUCAACCGUGUGCAUAUUGACUCCGUGGAGAUGCAGGAGAGCUUCGAGUUCUGCGGGCUGGACCAAGCUUUUCCUUCGGGCAGCGUGCGGCGGCUGGAGUGGCGGGCGGGCUGUCCUGAACCCUCCCUCUCCACCGCCUCGCUGCUCGGCUCCCUCAUCAACUUCGACGUGGAGGACACACUGAGCAACAACCUGUACGCCGUGAACACCGGACUCACUAGCUUAGGCAACGGAUCCCCGGCAGCUGUGCCAGUAAAUGUAUGUCUGACAGUGGACUCUGGCCGUGUGGGGGCGCCGUCCACUACCAAAGCCAACCCGCUGUAG